This is a messenger RNA of Mytilus trossulus (common blue mussel), 1232 nucleotides long. RefSeq names its product ficolin-2-like. Lineage: Eukaryota; Metazoa; Mollusca; Bivalvia; Mytilida; Mytilidae. The transcript is spliced from 4 exons. Bases 1 to 558 code for a protein of 185 amino acids. The record is from RefSeq and is a predicted model, not a curated record.
AUGUAUUGUAAUUUUAAAACGGAUAACGGAAAUUGGACGGUAUUUCAGAAAAGAAUAAACGGUACGACAGACUUUUUCAGAGGAUGGGAGGAAUAUGAAAAUGGAUUCGGUAAUUUGGAGGCAGAAUUUUGGCUUGGUAAUCGGAAAAUAAGUGAUAUAACGUCGACAGGAAAACAUGAAUUACGUAUAGAUCUUACCGAUUUCGAUGGAAGCACAGGAUUUGCCAAAUAUUCAACAUUUUCUGUCGGAAAUGCGUCCACCAAUUACAAACUGACAGUUCGUGGAUAUAAUGGGAAUAUCGGAAAUGGUUUAUGGUAUAAUGAUGGAAUGAGUUUUACUACAAAAGACAGGGAUAACGAUCUAGAUUCCACAGAUAACUGUUCAAAUACUCGAAAUGGAGCCUGGUGGUAUAAUCGUUGUACCAAUGUCAAUCUAAACGGACAAUAUCUACAACGUUGGAAGUAUGACAUCAAUGGUAUUACUUGGUACGAAUGGAAGACAUCAUUCCAUUCAAUGAAAUCAUCUGUAAUGAUGUUUAGAAAAGUUUAUUUGACAUAACAACAUCAAAAUGUUUUAUUACGGCAGUUUGUGUAUUUGAAUUGUUUGAUCAAUUUUCAUUAUAUAUUUCAUCCGUUUUGUGCAUUUUCCAUGUAAGAUGUAGUCUUUCUUAUUAACAUAACAGAGACAGUUGUGUCAAUUUGAUUGUCCUGGAUAUGCCUGAAAUGUAUAUCUUUCAUUGGUCAACAAUAAAUCGAUCAUGAGUGGACCUUACAUAUAAAUAUAUAUCCAAAAUACCCUCUGUUAGACUACAUGGAUUGCCUGAAAUAAUCAUAAUAUUAGAUAAAACUAUUAAAUGAGCUGUCAAAACAUAUAGAACAUUUUACUAAUUUAACGUCAAUACACAUUGAAAUGCAUUUAAACUGAUACACACUCUCUUUCACCUUGCAAUAGUAUUAAAACAUUUGACUUUUCUACACUUUACACAAGUAUUCCCCAUCCAAACUAAAUGACAAAUUGAAAGAGUUGGUAUUGUUUUGUUUCAUAAAAAUGAAUGUCCAAAAUAGAUUAAAGUAUCCUGUCUUAGGGAGGGAUAAAUCCUACUUUGCAAAGGAUCACUUUGAUUCAAACAAAAAAUUCUCUGAAACUCACAUUAUCAAGAUGCUUGAUUUCUUGAUUGACAACAUAUUUGUUACGUUAGGAGGACAUGUUUUAACAUGACUGUCGGCAUCUCA